Molecule: messenger RNA, 5310 nt
Organism: Iphiclides podalirius (scarce swallowtail)
Lineage: Eukaryota; Metazoa; Arthropoda; Insecta; Lepidoptera; Papilionidae
Source: the annotation of a GenBank genome assembly
AUGAAUAAAGAUAAUAUAUCAGAAAUAGAAAAACUCGAUAUUGAUACUGAUAUAUCAAAUAUUGACCCGUUUGAAGAAAGUGAAAAAGAUGACAAUCAGUCUCCUACGUCAAUAUUCGCAACUAUCGGUGAUGUUAAAAAGGCUGCUACUGUUACCGAUGAUGGGACAAAUGAGAACAAUAAGUCUUAUAGCGGUAGUUCACAAGAGUUCGCAGUUUCGCGAGCAUUGGGAAAAUAUCGUCUUCGUAAAUCAAGCUCUGUUUCUGAUGAACAAAUUGACGAAAAGUCUCCCCCUAAAAUAGAAACGACUUUACCAGAUGAACCCCAAAAUGAAGUAACAAAUCAAAAAGAUAAGUGGCUUUAUAAGCCCUGCACUCCAGAAAUUAUUAAUAGUUCGACUCAAGAAGAAACAGUAUCUUAUCAUGAACGUAGCCCAUCCAUACAAAGUGCUCGAGGUGUUCCUGUUAAGUUUUCUAACCGACAUCAGCAAAGUUUGGAUGUUCCCAAUAAACAUGAUGAUGAUGAUAGUCGCAGCACCCAUUCUUGGAGAAGUGGUUCUCGCGUCUCAUCAAGAAGACAAAGCACUGAAGACAGCAUUGACUCUGAAGAUGAAUGGUAUUGCUAUGAGUUAAGGAAAUUAGAGGAGAUGGAACAUCAAUCUCAACAAGAGGCUGACAGAGAAAGGACGCUGAUGGAAGAGCCUGAGGAAGAUUUCCCUAAUGAACCAAAUGAAGGUUUGAAGGAAAAAAUGUCCUACGUACUUCAAGAAUUACAACUUAAAACUGCAACAAUUAAAGAAAAAUACAAUGAAGACGAAUCGAAACAGGCCUGGAAAGAUAUAACAACCUUUCCAGUCAUGGACGAAAAAUCUACAGAUGCCGAAGUUGACAAAGAAUAUGAGGAAGAAAAAUCUUAUGCUGACUCUGGAUCUGGUGAAACAUCAGGGCCAGAUAGUCCAGUUCAAAGCGGUGAUGAGUUUGAUGAUGACUACGACAUGCCUCAGAUACAUGAAGAAUCCCGGCGUGUACAAGAACCUCCACAGCAACAAGAACCACAAGUUGGAAGUAAAUGGAAACUACUGAAAGCACUAAAGGAUAGAAAAGCUGAAGAAAAGACAACGGAAACGCCAGCUGCUACGACACCGUCUACCGAGAAGGACAAAGUUAGUGCAGGUAACGGAUCUGGCGGCUUUAGCGAACAAGGCGGCCGAGGAAAUGGACACCCUGGAGAUAACCCCUUCUAUAGCAACAUUGACAGCAUGCCAGACAUACGGCCACGAAGAAAAUCGAUUCCUCUGGUAUCGGAACUUGUUCUCAAGACUAUGGCCGCUACGAAGAGGAAUGCUGGCCUGACAUCCGCGGUGCACAGAGCAACUUUAAACGAUGAAGAAUUAAAAAUGCAUGUGUAUAAGAAGACAUUGCAAGCACUCAUCUAUCCCAUUUCAUCGACUACGCCUCACAAUUUCGUACUUUGGACAGCCACCUCCCCAACGUAUUGCUAUGAGUGUGAAGGUUUGCUCUGGGGAAUAGCAAGACAGGGCGUCCGUUGUACAGAAUGUGGAGUGAAAUGUCACGAGAAAUGCAAGGAUUUGCUCAACGCCGACUGCCUACAGAUGUGUUUCGCAGGGGCCGCCGAGAAGUCCUCGAAGCACGGCGCCGAGGACAAGGCCAACUCAAUCAUCACCGCGAUGAAGGAGCGGAUGAAGCAGAGGGAGCGCGACAAGCCGGAAAUUUUCGAGCUCAUCAGACGCGUGUUCAGCAUCGAAGGGGAGGGGCAUUCGGCACACAUGAACACGGUGAAGCAGUCAGUGCUCGAUGGCACAUCGAAAUGGAGCGCGAAGAUCGCUAUCACAGUUAUUUGUGCUCAAGGACUUAUCGCAAAGGACAAGAGCGGAACUUCUGACCCUUACGUCACUGUUCAAGUGAGCAAAGUAAAGAAGAGGACAAGAACAAUGCCUCAGGAGUUGAAUCCAGUUUGGAACGAAAAGUUCUAUUUUGAAUGUCACAAUUCCUCCGAUCGGAUUAAAGUAAGAGUGUGGGAUGAAGAUAACGAUUUGAAAUCGAAACUUAGGCAAAAAUUGACGAGAGAAUCGGACGAUUUCUUGGGUCAAACAAUUAUCGAGGUUCGAACGCUAUCUGGCGAGAUGGACGUUUGGUACAAUCUGGAGAAAAGGACCGACAAAUCUGCCGUAUCCGGGGCUAUCAGACUCCACAUCAAUGUAGAAAUCAAGGGCGAAGAGAAGGUUGCUCCGUAUCAUGUUCAGUACACCUGCCUGCACGAGAACCUGUUCCACUACCUCUGCGAGGAGAACGGCGGCGCAGUCACCCUGCCCGCCGCCAGGGGCGACGACGCCUGGAAGAUCUACUUCAACGAGAUCCCCGAGGAGAUUGUGGACGAGUUCGCGAUGAGAUACGGAAUAGAGGCCAUCUAUCAGGCCAUGACGCAUUUCCAUUGUCUGUCGACGAAGUACCUAUGCGCCGGUGUUCCAGCUGUCAUGUCAACCCUCCUCGCGAACAUUAACGCUUACUACGCACAUACAACGGCGUCUUCGGCCGUAUCCGCAUCGGACAGAUUUGCCGCAUCCAACUUUGGGAAAGAGAAAUUCGUCAAACUACUGGAUCAGCUACACAAUUCCUUAAGAAUAGACCUGUCGAUGUACCGCAACAAUUUCCCAGCGUCGAGCGCGGAAAAGUUGAUGGAUCUUAAGUCAACCGUUGACUUGCUGACUAGCAUCACAUUUUUCAGGAUGAAGGUGCAAGAACUCAGCAGUCCACCGCGAGCAAGUACAGUGGUAAAGGAUUGUGUGAAGGCGUGCCUAAGAUCGACUUAUCAGUUCCUAUUCGAAAACUGUUACGAGUUGUAUAAUAGAGAGUUCCAAGUGGAUCCUAACGAGGCUAAGCGUGACCCUUCCGACCAUGGACCUCAGUUGGACUCUGUGGACUUCUGGCACAAACUCAUCGCCCUCAUAGUGUCCGUGAUCGAAGAAGACAGGAACAGCUACGCGCCGGUUCUCAACCAGUUCCCUCAGGAGCUGAACAUUGGUCAGUUGUCCGCGGCGACGAUGUGGUCUCUUUUUGCCGUAGACAUGAAAUACGCUUUGGAGGAACAUGAACAGCAUAGGCUCUGCAAGUCUUCCGCAUAUAUGAAUCUACAUUUCAAGGUGAAGUGGUUGCACACGAAUUACGUGAAGGACGUGCCACCUUACUGCGGAGCGGUGCCGGAGUACCCAGCGUGGUUUGAGCCCUUCGUCAUGCAGUGGCUCAACGAGAACGACGACGUAUCCUUGGAGUAUCUGAACGGCGCCUUCAACAGAGACAAGAGAGACGGGUUCCAAAAAUCCAGCGAGCACGCACUCUUCAGUAACUCAGUGGUGGACGUGUUCACACAACUGACGCAGUGCUUCGACGUGGUGUCCAAGUUGGAGUGUCCAGAUCCGGAGAUCUGGAAGAGGUACAUGAAGAGAUUCGCCAAGACCAUAGUGAAAGUGCUUGUGGCAUAUGCCGACAUCGUUAAGAAGGAGUUCCCUGAACAUCUUAAAGAGGAGAGAGUGGCGUGCAUUCUCAUGAACAAUAUCCAACAACUGCGCGUACAACUGGAGAAGAUGUUCGAAGCAAUGGGUGGCACUAAGCUGGAAAGGGAUGCCGCAGACAUACUGCAUGAUUUACAGCAGAGCUUGAACAGCACGCUAGAUGAACUAGCCUCGAUGUUCGCUAACAGUCUUGAGAUCCGAAUCACGGCCAGUGUAAAGGAACUGGGUGAGCUUCUACAAAAGGUGGGUGGUGGUGGUGCUCCUGGAGCACCGCAGCCGCCAGCUCACCACGAAGCCGAUGAGGUGCUUCGACCCCUGAUGGAUAUAUUGGACGGUUCACUGACUAUGUAUGCAGAAUCAUGUGAGAAGACGGUACUAAAACGGUUACUCAAGGAGCUUUGGAAGAUCGUUAUGAAAAUACUCGAAAAAACAGUUGUACUUCCACCUAUGACGGACAAAACGAUGAUGCUGAAAAAUCUAACGAACAAUGCGAAGAAUCUAGCGGCCAACGCCAAAAUAGAAGAUAUGACCCAACUCUUCAAGAGCACCGUUGGAAAACAGGACGUGAAACAUGCACUCUCCGGAGUUAUGGACAUAUCCAAAGAGCACCUGUCGGCCGAAAAGAGUCUGACGCCGAAGCAGUGUGCGGUUCUCGACGCUGCGCUGGACACCAUCAAGCUGUACUUCCACGCGGGUGGCAAUGGCCUCAAGAAGACCUUCUUAGAGAAGAGUCCAGAGCUGCAGUCGCUCAGAUACGCCCUCAGUCUAUACACGCAGACCACCGACACGCUGAUCAGGACCUUCGUCACGAGUCAACAGAAUCAAGAUGCGGCAGUGGCGGAAGAGGGCAGCGUUGGAGAGGUAUCGCUUCAAGUGGACCUGUUCACUCACCCGGGAACUGGAGAGCACAAGAUCACGGUCAAAGUGGUUGCCGCGAACGACUUGAAAUGGGUGAUCGCCAGUGGCAUGUUCCGUCCAUUCAUCGAGGUCAACCUGAUCGGUCCGCACCUCGCGGAUAAGAAGAGGAAAUUCGCCACAAAGUCCAAAAGCAAUAAUUGGAGCCCGAAAUUCAAUGAAACCUUUCAUUUCAUGGUGAGCGCAACCGAACAGCUGGAACUGUUCGAGCUGCACGUGUGCGUGCGCGACUAUUGCUUCGCGCGCGAGGACAGGCUCGUAGGCGUCGCCGUUAUGCGCCUGGCCGACAUCGCUGAGCAGGGCUCGUGCGCGUGUUGGCUGCCGUUGGGCACUCGCGUCAAGAUGGAUGAGACGGGCUGGACGAUACUGAGGAUCCUGUCGCAGAGGCACAGUGACGAGGUCGCCAGGGAGUUCGUUAAGCUCAAGUCGGAGAUGAGGGCAGAAGCACCGAGCGGGGGUCAGCCCGGGCCCUCGACUUCGCUACAGCACCACGAAGCUAAAAAGUUGCAAAUACGUUGCAACAAGGACGUUCUCGGCCCGCGACAUUCAAAGCGAACCGUGUCCGGUUGUGACGUCACAAGAAGGUCGCGUAGCCGGAAGGGGAGGUUUUCGAGCCAUCCGAAGCUGUACUACAACAUAACGAAGGUCAACGUUGAAGUGCACUUCCGGUACAUCCAGUCCUUCGCAUUGGCGCCGCGUCCCGCCCCACGCGGGGGGAGCGGGGCUGUUUCUUCUUAUCGCGGUGGCGGCCAACGCCGCGCGCCGUCGGUCGCGUGCUCAACGCUGCGCGAGACUCGAACGCAGCGUCCAACGUUGAAACCUCGUGGAGUAUACGAUUUUGCGCGUCCCCCGCGACCAAGUGUGAUC